Heterocephalus glaber (naked mole-rat) is the source of this 5613-nucleotide messenger RNA. Lineage: Eukaryota; Metazoa; Chordata; Mammalia; Rodentia; Bathyergidae. The record is from RefSeq and is a predicted model, not a curated record.
UCGGCGAAAAGACCGCGUUUCUUUGGUCCAGACACGUGAAGUCCCGCCUACUGUCCGUUUACCAUUGGUCAAACGAAUGAGAUUGGCUUCCCGGAGUCUACAAUAGGGGAAAGGAAACGGAAGUGCGGAGUGAAUCCUAUCGACCAAGACUGCGCCCGCCUCCGUUGCCGCUAACAACUACUGUGACUAACAGUUGUUGACCAAUGAGGGCGGGAGUGGGAAGUGGCGAAUCCUGUCCUCGAGAGAGUCUGGGAGACGGGUUCGGGACGAGUGUCAAUAGUCUCUACAGAAAUUUCCCCUUCUCUCCUGCCUCCCCAAGUUUGAGACAUAACCACGUAUUCCAGCCUCAUCCUGAACUGUCCUAGAGCGACGUUUCCAGAAGCGCUGACAACGUGGAGCAGAUGUGGGAGAGAAGUAUUAGAAGAUCUCAGCCACACCUGCUCUGCUUCCAGAAGUCCCUCCCUGCCUUCCUCUCCUGCAGUAUCCUCCUCCCUGCUCACUCUGCCCUGGACACACAGGCCUCUUGCCUUUCCCUGGGGAUGCUGUAGCUCCUUCCUUAGGACAUUCCUUUGGUUCUGUCUAAGCUUAGAACUCACUGGGGCAUCAGCUGCAGGUGGCAGACACCUUCCUUCCCAGGUCUUUGCUCUGGUAUUAUCAUCUCCAUGGAGAUUUCUGUGGCCUCUCCACCUUCCCCUGACACCCUAACCACAUACUCACUCCCUGGUCCAUGCUGCCUGCUCUGCAUGUUUCUUUCUGAUCCUUCCCAGUCUGCUGUCUGGAUCCUGGGGACAACAAGGCUCCAAAGGGAGAGCUGAGCCAGAGUAUCCCACUGUGUAGGCUGGCCUGGUAUUUGUGGUGAUCCUCCUGCCCCUGCCUCCUGAAUGCUGGGAAUUCAACCGUGCUAGGAUUAACCUUUAAAAACUUAAGGAAGAAGCCUAGAAGAGGAGGAAGAGGAACAAAAAGGAGUCGAGAAUGGCUGUUAUUCAGGGUCUGUUGACAUUCAGGGAUGUGGCCAUAGAGUUCUCCCAAGAGGAAUGGAAAGGCCUGGACCCUGCUCAGAGGACUUUAUACAGGGAUGUGAUGUUGGAGAACUACAGGAACCUGGUCUCCCUGGGAAUCUCUUCUUUUGACCUGAAUGUUGUUUCCAUGUUGGAGCAAGGAGGAGAGCCCUGGAGUGUACAUGGUCAAGUGAAAGUAUCUGGAAACUCAAAUGGGAGGGAAUAUGUCGAAGGUGUGACCACAGAUAUGUCUCCUAAAUGUUUCAUCAAGGAGUUUUUACCAAAAAGGAAAAGUGAUACAGGAGAAAUGUUCCACACAGUAAUAUUGGAAAGACAUAAAAUCCAUGAGAUUCAAGAAUUGUAUUUCAAAGAAAUCCAGACAAAUAUACAUGACUUUGAGUGCCAUUGCAGUGAGGAUGGAAGACUUGACACAGGAUUCUGUGUGAAUCACAAGGAAAAUCUCAUUAACAGAAGAGAUGAACAUGGUAGGAGAACUGCAGGAAAGAAACAUAUUAAAAAUUGGCCUAGAUUAAACUUUCAGACACAUCAACCUAAAUUGCAGCUAUUUGACACAGAAAGGAAGUUUAAUGAGUGGAGUUACAUUGAGCAGUCUGUCAACAGUGAUUCCUCAGUUUCAUCCAACCAAAGAAAUCCUUCCAGUAUCAAAAACAAUAUUUCUCAUGAAUAUGAAAAUGAUUUUCUUCAGUCUCCAUUUUUCACACAAGAACAGGUGAUGCACAUUAGUACAAAACUUUACAAACGGAAUGAGUGUGACAAGUCGUUUAACCAAUGCUCACAAUUUACUGUGCAUCAGAUAGUCCAUGCUGGAGAGAAGCAAUUUCUAUGUGAUAUAUGUGGUAAGGUUUUCAAUCAGAAAUCUAACCUUAGAAGUCAUCAGAGAAUGCAUACUGGAGAAAAGCCUUUCAAAUGUAAUGAGUGUGGCAAUUUUUUUAGGUAUAGGUCAUCCCUAUCAAAGCAUCAGAAAAUCCAUACUGGAGAGAAACCUUACAAAUGUAAUGAAUGUGGUAAAGUGUUCGGUUGUAAUGCAUACCUUGCAGUACAUCUGAUAAUUCAUACUGGAGAGAAACCUUUCAAAUGUAAUGAAUGUGGCAAAUUGUUCAGUCGAAAUUCUGACCUUGCAUAUCAUUGUAAGAUUCAUAGUGGAGAGAAACCUUACAAAUGUACUGAAUGUGAAAAGGUCUUCAGACAUAAGUCAUACCUUGCAUGUCAUCAAAGAAUUCAUACCGGAGAAAAACCUUACAAAUGCAAUGAAUGUGGGCAAGUAUUUAGUCUAAACUCAUCUCUGACACAUCAUAGGAGAAUUCAUAUUAGAGAGAGAUCUUACAAAUGUAAGGAAUGUGGCAAGGUCUUCAGUCACAAGUCAUACCUAGCAAAUCAUCAGAGAAUCCAUACUGGAGAGAAACCUUACAAAUGUAAUGAAUGUGGCAACGUUUUUUGUCGUAAGUCAUCACUAGCAAAGCAUCAAAGAAUCCAUACUGGAGAGAAACCUUACAAAUGCAAUGAGUGUGGUAAAGUGUUCAUUUGUAAUUCAUACCUUGCAGAACAUCUGAUAAUUCAUGCUAGAGAAAAACCAUUCAAAUGUAGUGAAUGUGACAAGGUGUUCAGUCGCAAUUCCCGCCUUGUAUGUCAUCUUAGGAUUCAUACUGGAGAGAAACCUUACAAAUGCAGUGAAUGUGGAAAGGUCUUCAGAGAAAAGUCAUACCUAGAAUGUCAUCGAAGAAGUCAUACUGGAGAGAAACCUUACAAAUGCAAUGAUUGUGGCAAGAUGUUCAGUCUGAAUUCAUCCCUAGCACAUCAUCGGAGAAUUCAUACUGGAGAGGGACCUUACAAAUGUAAUGAAUGUGGCAAGGUCUUCAGUCGCAAGUCAUAUAUAGCAAAGCAUCAGAGAGUCCAUACUGGAGAGAAACCAUACAAAUGUAGUCACUGUGGCAAUGUUUUCUGUCGUAAGUCAUCCCUAGCAAAGCAUCAAAGAAUCCAUACUGGAGAGAAACCUUAAAAUGUAAUCAAUGUGGAAAAAUUGCCAUCAAAUUUCACACUCUGUACAAGAUCAAACCAUUCAAAGUAGAGAGAAACCAUGGGCCAGGGAUUUAGCUCAAUGGUUCUGCUGCCUGCUUUGCAAAUGCAAGGUCUCGAGUUUGAUCCCCAGUACCAAAAAAAAAAAAUGGAAAGAAACCUUUCACAAUAUAAUGAAUAGUCAUAGUCUUUAAUCACAAUUCCUGCCUUCCACAAGAUCUGAUAAUUCAUGCUGGAGAAAAAUCUUAUGAAUUAAUGAAUGUGGCAAGGUCCACAGUCAGAAAUCAUAGCUAACAAAUCAAGAGAAUCCAUACUGGAGAAAAACCUUAUAAAUUUAAUGAAUAUGGUAAAGUUUUCAGUUGUAAUUCAUAUCUGGCAGAACAUGUAAUAAUCCACACUGGAGAGAAACCUUUGAAAUGUCAUUAAUAUGGCAAAAUGUUCUGUCUAAACUCCAGCAUGUCAUCAGAGAAUUUAUACUGCAGAGAUACUGCACAAAUUAAUAUGGCAAAUUGUUUAGUCUAAUCUCAUCCCUAGCACAUCACUGGGGAAUUUAUACUUGAAGGAAACCUUAGAAAUGUAAUGAAAGUGUUCAGAUCUGUAGUCAAAUUUGACACCUUGUGUACCAAAAGACUCACAGGAGAGGAUUCUUACAAAUUCAGUGAGUUCAUCAAAGCUGUUAGUAUGGGUUUAAGCCCAAACAUGUAAUCUAUACUGGAGAAGGUGUUAAGGUUGUAUGUGACAGUCUGUAACUUGGAAUUAGAUUUUAUCCUGGAGAAUAAGCUUAUGAAUGUACCAGAAGUCUUCAGUCAUUGGUCAAGUCUUACAAACCACUGAACAAUGACAGCUGGAAAGAUAAUUUUUACAUGUGAAAAAUGAGACAAGCCUUGAGUUAUUUAAGGGUUACUAACUGCUAAUCGACAAUGGAGAGAAACCUUCCCAAUGUAUUGGGUGUUACAAUGCCUUAAGGUGAAAAUCAGACAUUAGUAUUCACUCAAAAACUCAAACUGGAAAGAAACCUUACAAAUUAAAUGAUAAGGGAAAAUUGUGAGUAUGCACUCAAGCCUCAGGACAUAUCAAAAUAUAUCCUUAUUAAAACCUUAGAAAAAUGCAGUUUGGCAAAUCCUAUCUUCUUCACUCAUAUUUCAGUACACAUCAGAUAACUUGUACUGGGGAGAAACCAUAGAAAUGUGAUGAAUGUGCACAUUCACACCUUGCAUAAAACUAGAGAAUUUGUAUAUGAGUGAUACCAGAAAUGCAACAAGGGUGUCAAAACCAUGUUGAAUUCAAGCAAUAAUAUCUCAUUGCAUACUAAAGAGCAACAGUUAUAAAAGGCAUAUGCUUAAUCAACAAGAGACUUCCAAGCUUCAGCAUUCACUAGGCAUCAAAUAAUACAUCUUUGGGGAAGCCAUAUGAGGGUAAUGGGCAUGCAAAGGCUUUUAUCCAAACAUCAAAACUGGAAUAGAAUAGUUGAGCUGGGGAGCAACUUUACAGAUGUAAUGAAUUAGUCUUUUGUCUAAUGUUCAUUUUGUUGUCAUAAAAGGAUUUGUUCUCGAGUGAAACCAGACAAAUACAGUGAGAUUAGAAACUUCACUUUUGCCAGGCGUGGUGGUACAUGCCAGUAAUACCAGCAGGUGGGAGGUUAAGGUAAGAGGAUAGCCUUAAGUUUGAGGUCAGCCUGGGCCACAUAGUUAUAGGCUAGCCUGAACUGACCUUGUCUCAACAUAAACACAAAAUGUUCCUUCUUCAAAGAUGUGUCCUCAGGAUCCACGAAAGAAUUUCUACUGCAAAAAAACUUUUAGAAAUAUAAUGCUAUGGUGAAUUAUUUGACAUUCUCAAAUGUACUUUGUAUCAUACAAUUUUUAUGAAGACUAAGUCCAAGGUUAAACUUCUGUUUUGGAUACUGCAGAGUAAUUACAAGUUAAACUAUGUUAACAUUCCUGCUAUAUGUCAAAGAUGCAAGGACAUUUGUAAAUGGCCACCUAAUUUCAGGUUAUAAAAUACUCCAUUCCUUGAAGGUUUGUGGGCAGAGGGAGAUGGUAGUGCUUGUAUCUAGACAUAACCCAAAGCCUUAUGCAGUGGUAGGUGCAGAGCUUUGGAGGUGGCUGCAUCCAGGGUGUGUGAUACUGGGACGGAUUCUUGGUGCGUUGGUAGGAUUGAGGGUACCCCACCGUGAGUGUGAGGUCUCCUGCCCUAUGUGGGGCUGCUGUCCUUGCUUAUGGCUGCUGCUUUACUGCCUUUAGCUGCUUUUCCAUGGCCCUCUGCUAUGCCAUCCUGCUGUGGCGACCACCAACUAUGAACUGAAACCUCUACAAACUAAGCCAAAAUAACUUUUCCUCCUGUAACAUUGCAUGUUGAAUAUUUUGUCUUAGCAACACAAAAAUAAGACAAAAGGCUACCUAUAUUUGAAUUUUAACAUGAACUUUAAAACCUAUUGAUAUCCCUUUUUUUUUUAACAGGCUUUUCACAGUAGUGUCAAAAAGGCAUCAAUAAAAUGAAAGACCUUACCUCAUGAAGUGAAGAUCACUAUUGUCUGUUCCUUUGGAACAAGGUCACUGCCUAAUAAAAAUAAAUAUUUUCAUUA